Anolis carolinensis (green anole) is the source of this 1350-nucleotide messenger RNA. RefSeq names its product HYLS1 centriolar and ciliogenesis associated (gene hyls1). The transcript is spliced from 2 exons. The coding region runs from base 179 to 1078 and encodes 299 amino acids. The record is from RefSeq and is a predicted model, not a curated record. Lineage: Eukaryota; Metazoa; Chordata; Lepidosauria; Squamata; Anolidae. Gene Ontology annotation, cellular component: non-motile cilium; centriole. Gene Ontology annotation, biological process: cilium assembly.
AUGAAAGAAAGCUGCAACACCAAUAGAAAAGAGGAAAAUAAAGAGGGGGCGGGCCUAACCGGAUGUCGGUUUGGAAUAACGGCUGUUCAGAGACAGAGUAACGGCCGCGUCGCGAGGGCAGGAAGCAGCUGAGCUGGAGACAGGCAGAACUGACAACGGCAACCAUACAAAAUAAGCAAUGGAAGCCCUGAUGGGACCCGAUCGCUACCGAUGGACCUCUAUGAGCCAUGAGGAGCAACUCAAAGAAGCUGCAAUGGCCUUUAUUCGCCUUUGUGCGGAACAGGGAGACGGCGAUAGUCCCAGGCAGCCUCGCCUCAUGCCCCAGAAAGACCCCUAUGCAAGAGCUUCAGUGGCUGCUUUGGCCAGACCCAGCCAUCAUCCUCUGAUGAUGAGGCAUCUUCAGGCAGAGCCUAUGCUGCAGUCAGGGAGUCCUAAGAAUUCCAGGGCUUCUAGGAAGCCUGCAAUGAAAAGGAAGGUUUUAAGACGAACGCCGGAUGGAAAGGUACAAGUGACAGAUGAAUCCAUCGUGAGUGAAACUGACUCCGCUCCAAGUGACCCUGAGUACAGUGAGCUGAGUCAAAGGAUGUCCAAUCUGAAAACCCACCAGGAGGAAGAGUCUGAAGAGGAGUGUGAACUGAAUAGUUCUCCGGAGUCAGAAACUCCCUAUUCCUGGAGAGCUACAGGAACGAGCCAGAGCUCCAGUUCCGCAAGAGAGAGUCAGAGCCGAAGCGUAUAUGAGCAGGAUCUGAUCUUUUCCAGCCAGCCAAAGUCUUUCAUUCUACCCAGAAUGGAUCAGCUCAACCGGAAGAGGAUGAAGACUGACCGAGUGGCCCGCUACUUGGCACAUAAGCACGACUGGGGGUUGCUGCGUCUACCAGGGGAAGACCCCAGGAAAGGUGUGCGCUGGAGCAUCCGGGAGCAGAUGCUUUACAAGUCAGAAUUCCCUCCAAAAGCGCAACACGUUUAUAUCCCCAACAAUUACCUUGUGCCGACGGAGAAGAAGAGAUCUGCCCUGCGCUGGGGGAUACGCUGCGACCUGGCCAACGGUGUUAUACCUCGGAAUUCCUAUUCCUCCUAGAAAUCCAGAUAUCUUUACAGCUCCGGCCAUAGGGACGAGCAUUGCUUAGCAUUGCCAAAGAUAUGGCCACUCAGAGCUCAAGUGCUCCAUUGAGAGGCAGGCAGACAGACAGACGAUGAACUGUCUGAAGAAUAACUUUUAUUCUGGACUGUGAGAUCUUGAAAACCAGUCUCCCUUUUCCUAAAACUGUGGAUGUUCUCUAUGAUUUCACUGUUUUUAUAAAAAUUUAACUCCUGGAUGUAUGGAUUCAAUUAAAAAGUGUGACGUGAAAA